GACUAUUCCAAAACCGACGUGUUGCUCAUCGCGCGGCGGACAACACAUCACUCUUGGAAUAGUCAUGUUAUGCGCACUGAUAAUCGCAUCGUCUAAAGGAAUUCUUUCCAUCAAACUACAUCAAUUUUACAACACUCUUUUUUAAGAUGACCCCUCGAAAGAAACGGCCUAUGCCCUCUUCCGUCACCAGGGAAAGGACUAGCAAAAGCACUCAACAGCCUUUGACCAAUGGUGAGGUGAUGAACGUUUUACGCAAGCUUCCACCGACUCAGCCCUUCGGUUCUUUUGAGAAAAACGAAGAUCGCGAAUUCUUUCGAAAGCUGUAUCUCCCUUUACGGAAAGCUUUCACUACAACUACGUCCAGCUCUCAAACGAACUGCUCUAGAGUCUGUCGAAUAGAUCAACUCGAAGUACUUCCAAGCCUCCAGGCUCGGUUCAGUGAAUUUGAGAAGGAUCCCCUUCAGUUCUGGGAGAAUAUCGCCAAAACAUUGCCAAAGUAUAGUGGUCUCGAAACCCAGAAUAGAGCUCGAACUUUCCUCGAAGGAGCAGCGCAACUAGAAGCCAAUAUUGAAGAGCAACGUAUUCUUCGCAGAUUCGUGGCUCUUUCGGCCUACAACCUCUUUCGGCGAGCAUUUCCAAUGGCAUCCAAUGAUCGGGUUUACGACUCCAACGUCAAGAAAUUCCUCACUCGAGUCGGACUGCCUAAAGAAAACUACAAUGAGUAUGGGGAUAUAAUUCGACGCGGACAAAGACACAAGGGGUUUUGCCACAGACUGAGAGAUGGCUCUGGAGAUGGGGAAGAUUAUGGUGCAUUGUUCUUUCCGUCUAUCCCGGACACUAUUUGGGACGUUGGAGGUCUCAGAGAGAAAGACCUUCAAUCGUCUAUAGAGCAUUUACAAAAAUUGAAAAUCAGUGAGCAAUCAGUAAAAUCGAAUGCGAAUCGGAUAGCUCAAACUCUUCUUGAUUAUCAUGCUGGAUUGAUCUGGGUUCCCGGAAGCCCAAAUCCGCCAACCGCCAAACAGGGGGACAGGGAACCAAACCGCUCCAGGAAACGACGACACUCCCGUGAUACUAGAGGCUCAUGCGAAUCGUCAACCCCUGAAUCUUCGGGGCCUGAGGGGAGUCACGUUGACUGGGAUCUCCAUUUGUCAGACUUUGACGAGGUCCUUGGUCCGGUGCUUGAUUUAUAUGACUUCGAGUUCGUUGAACCAGAGUCUACGGGCUAAAGUGGCUGGACAGAAUAUCCUUAUUUCUCCCUAAAUAGCUUUGAAUACAGUAGCGAAUUUACUGUCAAACAUUUGUCUUCUUGACCUUCCAAACGAAAUAGACUAAAUCUCCCUUCACUUCCACGCUGACCUUCUUAGAGAAGCACACUUUUGACCCAU
This is a messenger RNA of Aspergillus wentii DTO 134E9, 1385 nucleotides long. RefSeq lists its product as uncharacterized. The record is from RefSeq and is a predicted model, not a curated record. The transcript has 2 exons. NCBI's taxonomy places the organism in Eukaryota, Fungi, Ascomycota, Eurotiomycetes, Eurotiales, Aspergillaceae. Bases 147 to 1226 code for a protein of 359 amino acids.